Schistosoma mattheei is the source of this 4277-nucleotide messenger RNA. The record is from the annotation of a GenBank genome assembly. Lineage: Eukaryota; Metazoa; Platyhelminthes; Trematoda; Strigeidida; Schistosomatidae.
GUUGUGUUCUCGUGAGUGUUAGUGACUUGUCUUUACCGCAGAUUACGUAACAUUUCUAGUAUUUGGACCGUAUCUAAGGCUACGUAGUCCUGUCGGAUGUUCAGUUUCAGUUACCCAAGCGAAUAUUGGUGCAGUUAUCUAACGAAAUGGGAUCUUAUAUUGAUGAGGAUACUGGUGAUAAUUCAAACAUCUCUGAAAUAACACUACAGUCGGACACUUCUAUGAGUGAACAACAAAAUGCUCUUACUCUAUGGCAACGAGCAUUCAAGAAGGUUAAGUCAAUAGACCUGGACUCAUGGAGCAAUCUACCAUGGGAUAAAUGUCCUGUUCGAUGCGCCCUCAGACACCGGUACAGCGCAAUCAAGAAGAAAUGGGUUGUGGAUGAAGUGCAGAUCAAAAUGGAAUCAGAACCGUUUGACCGUGGAGCAAUGCGGGAAUGCUUUAGAAUGAAAAAACAGAGUCAGAGAGCAUCAGGUACUAAUGACUGGCACCAUACGUCAAAUUAUGUGGCCAAGCGAUACAUAGCCCCUACAGACAAACAGAUAUACUUUGACGAUGUACGUCUACAAAUGGAAGCAAAGUUAUGGGGUGAAGCUUUCAAUCGCCAUAAUCCUCCCAAAAAGGUGGAUAUCUUCCAGCUGUCUAUUCUCGAAUUGUCUCCUGACAGUUCUGUUGGUAGUGAUCAAUUAGAUUUUUCACCAGUAUUUUUUCAUAUUGAACGCUUUAUGGAAGGAGAAUAUCGUAAAUACAACUCAAAUUCUGGCUUCGUUGAUGAGUGCUUACGUAAUACCCCACAGACCUUUAGCCAUUUCACAUUUGAACGUUCUGGUCACCGAUUGUUAGUAGUAGAUAUCCAAGGUGUUGGAGACUUGUACACUGAUCCUCAAAUUCAUACAUCAGAUGGAGUGGGCUACAAUGACGGCAAUCUAGGUACGCGGGGUAUGGCUUUAUUCUUUCAUAGCCAUAGAUGUAAUCCUUUAUGUAAAUGGCUGGGAUUGGCCCAAUUUGAUUUAGCACCCUCUGAAUUAGAUGAGCCAAUGCGGUGUCAACAAACUGACCAAAUUCCACCUAACCCCUCAGAAAAAGAAGUUAAUCAAAUUGACCUGAGUAUAUAUGGGAUGUUUCGCAAAUCGAAAUUUCGUCGACGCACAAUCAGUCUAAAUAAUCAGAUGUCCUGUAAAUCUCCGUCUCACUUAUAUGGUCCGACAGUUGUUCGUUCAUCUGAGAGCAUGCUCAUGUCGGAACUUUCUGAAACUCGUCGUCGUUGUGCUAGUGUCUCACUUUGUGAUCAUCCUAAAUCUGUGGGACAAAGUUCGGAUUGCGUAUCAUCUUUCCAUUCAGUAGGUGACGGUCUUUCAUUCGACAGCCCUGACGCUCUGAAGCUUCGUGAAACAUGUCUAAAUCCCCCUUUCCAGCUAUCAAGCCGCCAACUUUCACCUGAUUUAAAUAUAUCUGGUCAUGGACAGAGUUGUCCACAACCAAUGCAAAAUUUCAGUUCGAUUGUCCCCAAGCAACCGGAUUCAAGAAAUCGUGCAGCAUCUGGUGACUCGGGAUAUGUUGGACGAAUUAAUUUAAUCCAACCUUGUUCCGACCUACCUGUUAGUAGAUCUCACGAAAUUGCUUCUGGAUUCGAUCAAAACUGUGUGGAUUUUUGUGGUGAUUCUACCUCAGUUGAUUUACCAGUACGUGUAUCUCAAUCUAAUGUCCUGGGUAUGCGGUCCUUAGAAUCUCAUUCAUUAGUGGAUGAAGCCUUUCCUACGGGAUCAAAUUAUUCAAUUUCCAAUCGUAGUAUCUUUAUUUCCAAAAGACAGCGUAAUAUCAGUGAAUCUAGUGAUGUAGAUGCGGAAGAAUGUCAUCGUGUGCCAGGAAAUUUGUUGUAUCAACUAAUGCAUGAAAAUCACAAACCCAGUUGUGCCGAUCAUCCUACAAACUUGGAUCAAGAAAUUGGCCAUUCCAUUCUUGGGCAAGUAAGUCCAAAUUAAAUUUAUAAAAAUUAAAGAACAAGGUAUAUUCCUUUUUUAAUGAAACUUAUCAUACACAAUCCUAUACUUUAUCCAAAGUUUCCUGGAAUUCAGUCAAAUCUUCCUGAUAAAGUUAUCUGACAAAUAAUCAUUCUUUCAAUGAAUUUGUUAAACAAUUCUCAUAAUGGAAAUUAAAAUAUAAUUUAUGUUACCACAUUAUUUAAGCAAACCGUCCAUUGGUUGUCGUCUUAACACUUUAUCAGCUAAUCUGGGAUUGGUUAGUUGUUAUACUUCCAGAAACUAUGUGAGGAUCCCCUUUUUGUUCAUUCAUUUCGGAAACUUUCACACUAAAAUGGAACUUUAUUCUAAUGAUGAAUAUUUCCUGACCACUUCAUGCCUAACACCGUCUAAGUCUAUGUGUUGUGAGUUAUUCUUCUGAAAAUCCCCAUAAUUUUGUCUACAAAAUGGAGGGACAUUGUGUGGUCUUCUGUACAUUCAUUAAAUAUCCAUUCAGCUUAAAGACCCGUCAUAUUUGUUUUGUAUAUUUUUAUAUCCUCAUUAAAUCUGUACCAUAAUCUCUAAUUUUCCCAAAAAGUACCUCAUGAUCCAUCUUCACUGUUUAAGUCACUAGAUCCAAAUAGCCAAAACAUAUACUCUAAAUCAAAUGUUUAUGUUUUCUCCUCAUCUCAUUGAAGUGAUUAAACUAGAAAGACUUGUUCCAGCUUCUUUUGUUUAAUUCAAAUGGUAAUUACUUUUAUACUUCUAACUGAAAUAUCUGGAACACUGAAAAACAUAUAUGAAUCAAAUUUGGCAAAAUCUUUCGAAGAAUUUUCUUUCUAUCUUUACAUUUCUUCAUGAUUAUAAAGUUUGAAGAGUGAACUCAAAUUCAAUCAAUAAGUAAUAAUGUUUGAACCACACAAUUUUUAUGAUGUUGAAAAUAUCACAAUUUUAGAUCGUUUACAAGAAAUGUAUUAAUAAAAUGUAAGUACAUAAUUAAGAAGCAAGGAAUGAAUUAGAUUUCAGUAAAGAUUGUUUAGUCCAAAUAAACGUUUCUGGUUUCAUCAUCUUUCAUUUUCUUUCCCUGAGCAUUUAAGUUUUUCCCCUCAAGUAGACUUGUUCUACUAACUCAUUAAAACUGUUAUUCCAAUUAUUUGUAAUGAACUAAAAAGUGAAGCUUUCUUUUUUAUGAAAAAAAAACAGAUACAUCAUGAACUUGCUAGACUUCAUGAAGCUGGACGUUUCAUUCCAAAUAAAGGUCAAUGGUCACAUGUAGGAUUAAGAGGUGGAAGGAUUUUCAACAAGGACUCUUGGGAAGUUAGUGAGUUCGAAGAAUCACAUAACGAAGCAAAUAAUGACCCAGUAACUUUGAUCGAUUGGUCAGCCGUCCUAUUCCAUGAAGGUCACGCUGCUCAGCUAGGCUGUCUGGAAGCCAUGAUAGUCAUGGCACAUUAUUAUCUUGGUUUACCAACUCAGCUGCUACUGGAGUGCCCAAUAAAACCGGAUCCAAGUGAUAUACGUAUUGGUAUCGAUCAUCUUUGGCGUGCUGCAGAAGGUGGUGAUCGUCGAUGCAUGAUCCUACUCGCUCGCUAUCUAGAUUUGUCAGUUAAUUUCCUAAAUCCAGGACAUCAACUCAACUUCGUAACAAAUUCGCGUGACAUAUUUAUGCUUCCUGCCUUACAAUCGUUUCUUAACAACGAUAGUCAUUCAUUACUUCCCUCCAUAUCCCCCGAUUCUUGGUCCGAAGCUAUAGGGUGGUAUAAACGAGCGGUCGAUAGCGCGGUAGGUUCAUCCGCUUCCAGUGAUGGAUGUACAGAUGAAGGUUUAGAUGCGGAAGGUCACUAUGAUGCUGCUGAAGAUUUGUUACCUGUUUAUCGUAUCUUGGCUCGUAUGGCUGAAAUGUAUUCUGUCGGUGGCUUCGGUCUUAAGCAGAAUUUUUCUUUAGCUGGAGAUCUAUUCACUCAAGCUGCAGAAAUUGCGUCUGGUUCACUACAAGGUCGUCUGGCUGUAAGAUAUUUUGAGUUAGCAGAUGAAGCAUACUCAUCAAGUGAACAAAUCACAAACUGAUAGGAAGUAUAUUUUGACUUCAUAGGCGUCAAAAGGCAUGAUUCAACAUGCUCUAUCCCUGGUGUGCUGUUUAUACAGUUAUAAACAUCAGUACUUGUAUUAUUUUUUACUCUCUUGUUCGUGUAAUGUAUUUCUUACGAUCCAUAACACUAGUUUUGGCACUAUAUUGCAGUUCUUUCUAUCUUACAGUCAUCCGGUUGUACUACUUUUGUUUUGCUUGUUAUAUUUCAAUACACAUUUUUCAUUUAUAUC